AAUCUAUUGAUGGAAAAUUAAAACGAAAAUCCAGUAGAGAACGAAAGGGAAGGGUAAAUUUCGAAAAACCAAUAAAAUUAAGAGGAUUAAUAAAAUAAUGAAAACAAUGAAGUUAUACUUAAAGCAUAAGGGUAGGAAGUAAAAAGUGAAAAGUAAGGAGAUGAUUAUUUAUUUUAAAUGGAUGAAUAAGUAAUAAAAAACUCAUUUGAGAAAGUAAAUCAAUAAGAGAAUGAAUAAUAAUAAUAACAAUAAAACCCAGUAUUAAUUGAAAAUGAGAACUUAAAUAUUUAAGAAUAUUUAGAGAGACAAUUAGAAAGGUACAGAAAAAUAGAAGCUUAAUGUGUUUCAUAAAAAGAUAAAGGAAUUCUAAAACGUAUAAUAUCAACUCUUGAAGGUCAAUUAGAAAAGUUGAAAUUUAAUAUUAUAGAACCAAUAACGAAUGAUGUCAGCAACUUUGGUGGAAUUAGUUUAAUUAAAGAACUCGAAUAGACAGAAGAGUCUUUUUUUUCUAAAUCUAAAAUAUAAUCUCAUCUUAAAGAGAUUUAUAAAUUCUAUUCUAAAAUAUUUUAUGUAAGAGGUCCAUCAGACGAUUUCACAAGAAUAAAUCAUGAAUCUCAAACAUUAACAGAAGGUAAAUUUAUGGUAUUUUGUCGUUAAUUUGGACUGUUAGAUGAAAAGAUUCAUCACAUUAAGACUUAAUCAAAAUAUGCAGAAACAAAUAGAAUAUAAAAUGAUACAGUUACAAACAAAACUAAUAAAAUAGUUCCAGUUUCUACAAGAAAUCAUCAAUAAGAAAAUAUGAAAAUAUUGUCUUUUAAAGAACUUGUAUGAUAAUUACUUUAUAUAUUAGAAUCUACUAUUUAGGAGAGUUAAUCAAAAUUAAAAUGAAAUUACCUUUAUGAAUUUUAUCCUUUUAUUGAGAGAACUCUCUAAAUUCAUGUUUUAGGAAGAUUAGGCAAAAGCAGAAAUUAAAUUAUAUUAAUACAUAGAAGUAGAUUCAACUUAAUUUAAAAAAAAAAUGAAAUCUUUGAAUAUACCAUUUGAAUCAAAAGAUGAGUAAGGAUUUAGAAAACCUGAAGGAUUAUAAUUGUAAAAAUUUGUUAAUUAUUCAACUGAUUAACUUAAAUCUAGAAGAAUAUUAGUAGAAGAAUGGAAAAGUGUAAAAAAAUAAGAAUUGAGAGAUAAAUUAAUAUCAUAGGUUGAUUAAUCAAGAUCAAAAUCUAUAAUUUUUGAGCCAUCUUAUAUAAAGACAAGUAAUUAUAGAGAAAGAAAAUUGAAAAAAAUUGGUUUAGAUGCAAAUUCUCACUAGGUUGUUAAUUGGGAGAAAUUAGAUAAAUUAGAUCCAAAACUUUUAUUACAUGAAGAAUUUAAACCUGAAGAUCUAAUUGAGGAAAAUGAUGAUGAUGAUGAUAAAUAUUAUUUGAGAAGUUAUGAUUUAUCAAGAUAAAGUAAUGGAAAUUUAAAAAAGUAUAAAUAAGAUUUAAUUUUAGAGUCACUUCAUUAGAUUAGAGAUCUUCAAAAUAUCAAUUGAAGACUGAAUCAACAAAAAGGUAAAUCUAGAACAUUUCAAAAAUUGAACAAUAAUUUGAUAAUAAGUCUGCUUAUUUAAAAUUGCCUAGAUUAUAGAACAAAUGAG
Molecule: messenger RNA, 1636 nt
Organism: Paramecium sonneborni
Lineage: Eukaryota; Ciliophora; Oligohymenophorea; Peniculida; Parameciidae
Source: the annotation of a GenBank genome assembly